Molecule: messenger RNA, 2930 nt
Organism: Pongo pygmaeus (Bornean orangutan)
Lineage: Eukaryota; Metazoa; Chordata; Mammalia; Primates; Hominidae
Product: speedy protein E18-like
Exons: 8
Coding region: 798-1478 (226 amino acids)
Biological process (GO): positive regulation of cyclin-dependent protein serine/threonine kinase activity
Molecular function (GO): protein kinase binding
Source: RefSeq, a predicted model, not a curated record
CGGAAGUCCGCCUCCCAGGGCCCACCGUUGGUCCCAGGACAAGGGCCGGACUCUCUUUCCCAUGAGCCUACCAGCGCCCCCCAAGUUUACCGGCCGUUUCAAAUGUCUCUACCCCGCCUAAAGGUUAAGAAGCUCCGGGCUAUAUGAGCUUUAGCAGCCCUGAUCCCCGGACUGAACUUCGCAUUUGUCUUUACUCCCUUUUAGGGUCAAGUCCAGGGCUGCGGGAUUGGGUCCUGGAGCCCAAGGCCUCUGGGUUAGAACCGAGUUUCCCACAAUGAGAAGGAAAGGAAAGAGUGUAUCAUGGUCACUGUGCUGAAAUGACUGGACUCUGAAAUGGGCAUGUACAGAGAAGAGGAGACCCCACCAUGCUUCAGGCUUUGAGUGGAGAGGAGACAGCCUCUGCUGGGACAGGGAACAGAGGGAUGCAGAGACCCUGAAGAUGCUUUUGGACAGUGGUCUGAGGUUGGGACAGUGGCAGGAGAUACCAUUAACUCAGGAUCUCCAGGACAAGAGAUCAGCCUGGCAGUUACAUGUGUUUUUCUUCAAACUGGUUGCCAGGUUGGAAUGACCAAUGACAUCAGAGAUUCCAACCUUCCUGAUUGGAAGGACCGGACUCCAUGGGCUCCUGGGAGCUCAGGUGGACAACAGCAUCUUCUCAGAGCUGUUCUCCACUCCUGACUUCUCCCAGCCUCGAGAAUUGACAACACACUCUUCUAGGUCCUAACAGAGUCCAGAAGGCAGCCUUGGACAGAACAGAGACUAGGUUCUGUGGGACGGGACAGAUUUUGGGAAAGAUCAUGACCAGCCAUCAACCGCACCCCCAGGAUGAGGAGCAGAGCCCCCAGCCGAGCACCUCGGGGUACCCCCUCCAGGAGGUGGUGGAUGAUGAAGUGUCGGGACCAUCAACCCCUGGGGUAGAUUGCAGCCCCCCAUGUAGGUCCUUUUGCUGGAAAAGGAAGAGGGAGUGGUUGGACAAAUGUGAGGAGGAGCCAGAGAAGGAGCUCACCCCCGAGCCUGAGGAGACCUGGGUCGUGGAGAUGCUGUGUGGGCUCAAGAUGAAGCUGAAGCAACAGCGAGUGUCACCCGUGCUCCCUGAGCACCACGAGGCCUUCAAUAGUCAGAUUGAGGAUCCUGUGAUUAAAAGAUUCCUGGCCUGGGACAAAGAUCUGAGGGUGUCAGACAAGUAUCUCCUGGCUAUGGUCAUAGCGUAUUUCAGCUGGGCCAGCCUCUUAUCCUGGCAAUACCAAUGCAUCCAUUUCUUCCUGGCUGUCUACUUGGCCAAUGACAUGGAGGAGGACAGCGAGACCCCCAAACAAAAUAUCUUCUACUUCCUGUACGGGAAGAACUGCUCUCAAAUAGCCUUGUGCCAUAAGCUUCAGUUCCAGUUCUUCCAUUCCGUGCGCUGCAGGGCUUGCGUUUCCCUGGAGGAGUUCGAGGAGAUCCAGGCUUAUGACCCAGGGCACUGGGUGUGGGCGUGAGAUCGCGCCCGCCUUUCCUAGAGCUCCAGGGACCGUGGAGGCCUGAGGUCAUCGGCCUGAGAGAAGAAUGCUGGGCCCAAGGGAGAUGCGGAUUUUCAGCAAGAACUUUAUUCCAAUGCUAAUGGCAGGCACCAGGAAGGAGGACAGGAGCCGUUUGUGCAGGUCAUCUAGAAGAACUUGGACUGUUCUAGACAGAGCUGAAUAGAGUGAUCACAUUGUCUUCCUAGGACCGGAGCGGGGGUACUUCUAGGAAUCCAUAGAGAACAGUGAGAAACCAGGGGUGUUUCCGGUUCCACCCCUUCCUGCAGCGCCACCUCCCUUUUUAUAUUGCUGAAUUCCAACCUCCCUGGGGCGGAACCUGGAGAUCCUGUUUCCUAUGGACUUGCUUACUGCAGUCCAGGAGCAUUUGAAGGCACAGAGCAGACCCUCAGAUUGGCACGGAAUUCUUUGUAAAAUAUGAGGGCCAUAGACUGUAACAGACAGCUUCAUGCACACUAUGCAUUUAUUGGUUUGUUUGGAAAAUGUUGGCCAUUGAAUUAUUAAUAGUUUUAUUUCAAAUAGUUUGGAAAUUGUUGUACUUUUGAAAACAUGCUGCUCCUGUAGAUUUUUUGAUGAGAGUUAUAGCUGUUAUAUAUACAUAAUGAUAAUUUUCUUUUCAUUUUAAGAGAAUCCUUUUUAUCCUAAAUCUUUUAUUAUCUUUAAAAUGUUUUCUGUAUUAUUAUAUGUGCCUCUGAAGCGAGUACACUUUUUAUCUAUGAUACUUACAUAAUAAUCUUUUCCCUUUAUAGCUAUUGGUAGUUCUACUAAGUUCUCGUCAUAGAAAUUUUUAUUUGCUGUUUAGAUUUGUGACUGAAUUGUGAGAAUUCAGUUGUGAUUUUUAACAUGUCUUAGAUAUAUACUAACAUGUCUAAUAUACACUAUAUAUUUUAUUGGUUUAUUUUGAAAAAGAUGGGCAUAGAAUCAUUACUAUAUUUAUUUAAAAUAUUUUGAAAAUACUGGUAUUUUUGAAUAGACACCAUUCCUAUAAAGUUGUGAGAUGGGUGUUAUAGCUGCUAUAUACACAUAAAUAUAAUUUUGUUUUCCUUUUUAAGAGAGGAUUUUUUUUAUCCUAAACCUUUUAUCUUUAAAUCUUUGUAUCUAUUAUUAUAUGUGCUGCUGAGGGGAACACUCUUUUUAUCUAUGAUACUUAAUAUAUGUAUUACACUUACAGCUACAUGAUAGUUCCCCUAAAUUCUUAUAAAAAUAAAUUUUUAUUUGAUGUUUACUGUAUGUUUUUGAAAUGUGAGAAUUCAGAUGUAAUUUUUUACCUUGUAUUGGCAUGUUUGUAUGUUACUUUAAAGAGGAUGUGUGUUCUAAGGGAGGACAUGAGCUAUGUGUUUUCAAGAGAACAAUGCAGUGCGUCUCUUGGGGAGACAUAAUAAAGAUGAAGUUUUCUCACCUUCACAGUGAGUG